GGGAGGGCGAAGGAUAAAUCCUUACUACAUAAUCAUUAGAGCUCACAAGCCCUUCCUGUGACACGCCGUGUUGCAGUCAGGAUUACAGCCGCCAAGCGACGGCAACCAGAGCCCCGCUGAUGGUGAGCGGCUGGGCGCAGGUGGGACGGGGGAAAGACAAGAACUGGACAGGAAGUGCCAUUGAGUGACACAUUGAGAAAAGCGGUGGAGAGGAAUCUUCCAAACUCCAGUGGUGGACUUGCCACAACAUCUGUCCCCACGCCGCCGCCAUCUGUCACCGGCCACCUAUCAGAGUCUUGCUUGGAUGGAGCUGCAGCGAGAGCGCCAGGCGAGGGAGAGGAAGGGAGGCUGGAGGAUGAAGAGCAGGGUCACCCUGAAGGAUCAGCAACAGAAGGACAGGUGUCCCCGAUGAAAGAUGGAGUACCACUUGGAGCAGGAUUUGUUUUGCUAAGUUUCUGGCAGCUCUUGGCGGUUUUUCCUUCCAAGUGCCGUUCCCCCGCCAAGACAGGAAUUAUUCUUUUCCCAGAGGUGGCUGAAGAUGUCAAAAAAGGCUUUGCACAAAUAUGCAUGCUGGCAGCCUUCCUCUCAAAGCAUCCUGGGACAUUUUACCUGAAAUCCCUCCCCUGGGGCAGCCGUUUCACCUUCCCAACCGGAACACUUAGCCAACAGUGAGUGUGAACAGCCACCAUGUGUUAAUUUGCUCACUCUGAUAUCGCUCUAUCACGCCGCAUCACACCGACAACCCCUCCUCCUCCCCCUCUUCACCAGCCAGUGAUAAUGUGACCUUCUGCCAAAGUGCUGGAAACCAUGCCGCCAUCGCAGCGGGCUGCUCUGUUGCUGCUACUGAAAUAGACUCAAACAAGUGCAGGGAAAGGAAGAGGAAGAAGGGGGAGACAAAAAGGGGGAGAGGAAGAGGAGACAAAAGGGGGCCAAGGGCUAGAGGAGGGAGAAAGAAGGCGAAAGGUGGGAAGAGGACACGAACACGGGAUGCGAGGUGACGGGUCCAGGCUGGAUGUGGAUCGCCAUCACAGCUGACUGAUAUGCUGAAUGUCUAAAGAUAGUCACCUCUCAGGGUGUCACGAGACGAGACGAUACAUGAGCCUGGGUCUACGAGAACAAGACGAGGCAGUAGGUGACUGAGAUGGGCGUUCGUUUAGGCUGCUUGAGCGACUCCUUGUGGUGGCCGCCGGUGCUGCUGCUGCUGCUCUUCAGCGCCGCCCCCAGCUGCUCAGGCCGGCCGUUUGGGAUCCCGACGCCCGCAGUGAACGUGGCGGUGGUGUUCAGCGGCUCCACCUACCAGACUGAGAUCAAGGGGCGGCUGAGUCGGGAGAACUUCAUGGACCUGCCGCUGGAGGUGAACCCAAUCACUGUGCUGGUGAACAACACCAACCCGCGAGCGCUGCUCACUCGCAUCUGCGACACGCUCUCCACCAACCGCGUCCAUGGCGUGGUGUUUGAGGACAACGUUGGCUCGGAGGCUGUGGCCCAAAUCCUGGACUUCCUUUCCACUCAGACAGGCGUGCCCAUCGUGGGAAUCAGUGGAGGCUCCGCUGUGGUCCUGCCGUACAAGGGCGAGGGCUCCAACUUCCUCCAGCUGGGCUCCUCCAUCGAGCAGCAGAUCAACGGCAUGUUCAAGGUGAUGGAGGAGUACAACUGGAACAGCUUUGUGGUCAUAACAAGCCUUUACCCAGGCUAUGAGGCCUACGUGGAUUACGUCAAGUUCUUUAUUGACACCAGCUACUUCAUGUGGGAGCUUCAGGAUGUGUUGACUUUUGACAUGUCCGCUGACAGCAUGAACGACAUCCGAGCGAGACGGCUGCUGCAACAGAUCGACUCCCAGGUCCUCUUGGUCUACUGCUCCCACGAAGAGGCGCAGUACCUGUUCAACAUGGCGACUGAGGCUGGGCUGGUGGGGCCAGGCUACAUCUGGAUAAUCCCCAGCCUGGCUGUGGGAAACCCGGACAUGCCUCCACCCGACAGCUUCCCCGUGGGGCUCAUCAGCAUCAUCACAGACCGCUGGAGGAUGAGCCUGAGGAAGAGGGUGCGAGAUGGGGUGGCCAUUGUGGUGAAGGGCGUGCAGAGCUUUCGAAAGCAGAGGGGCUUCACACCGGAGGGCCACAACGACUGUCACAACCCGGUCAAGUCAAUAGCUACCAAUGACACUCUGUUCAGGCACAUGCUGAAUGUAACGUGGGAGCACAACGACUUCUCCUUCAACACUAAUGGUUACCUGGUGAAUCCUGCAAUGAACAUCAUCACUCUGGACAGAGAAAAGCAGUGGGACAAGGUGGGCACCUACGAGAAGAGCAUCCUGCAGAUGAGAUACCCCGUGUGGCCGCGCUACGGCUCGUACCUGGAGCCCGUGUCCGAUUACAGGCACCUGACGGUCGCCACGCUGGAGGAGCGGCCUUUUGUCAUCGUGGAGGCCGUGGACCCUUUGACCGGCACCUGUGUCAGCAACACGGUGCCCUGCCGACGCCAGUCCAACAAGACGGAGGCCAUCGUGGGCCACACAGAACCCUACACCAAGCUGUGCUGCAAAGGUUUCUGCAUCGACAUCCUCAAGAAGCUGUCCCGCAACAUCAAGUUCUCCUACGACCUCUACCUGGUCACCAACGGCAAACACGGCAAGCUGGUCCGUGGAAUUUGGAACGGGAUGAUUGGAGAGGUCUUCUACAAGCGUGCGGACAUGGCCAUCGGCUCGCUGACCAUCAACGAAGAACGCUCGGAGAUUAUCGACUUCUCUGUGCCAUUUGUGGAAACGGGCAUCAGCGUGAUGGUGGCAAGGAGUAACGGAACGGUCUCGCCUUCUGCCUUUUUAGAGCCGUACAGUCCUGCGGUUUGGGUGAUGAUGUUCGUCAUGUGUCUCACCGUGGUGGCCAUCACUGUGUUUGUCUUUGAAUACUGCAGUCCUGUCGGCUACAACCGCAGCCUGGUGACGGCCAAAGAUCCCGGCGGUCCCACCUUCACUAUCGGGAAGUCGGUGUGGCUGCUGUGGGGAAUCGUCUUCAACAACUCGGUGCCCAUCGAGAACCCUAAAGGCACCACAAGCAAGAUCAUGGUCCUGGUCUGGGCCUUCUUCGCCGUCAUCUUCCUGGCGUCCUACACGGCCAACCUGGCGGCCUUCAUGAUCCAGGAGCAGUACAUCGACACCGUGUCCGGCCUGAGCGACAAGAAGUUCCAAAAGCCACAAGAGCAGUACCCUCCGUUCCGCUUCGGGACAGUUCCCAACGGCAGCACGGAGCGCAACAUACGUAGCAACUACCCGGAGAUGCACUCCCACAUGGUCAAGUACAACCAGAAGGGGGUGGAGGACGCCCUCACCAGCCUCAAAACCGGUAAACUGGACGCCUUCAUCUACGACGCCGCCGUGCUGAAUUACAUGGCGGGCAAAGACGAGGGCUGCAAGCUGGUGACCAUCGGCAGCGGGAAAGUGUUUGCCACCACCGGCUACGGCAUCGCCCUGCAGAAGGAGUCGCGCUGGAAACGACCCAUUGACCUGGCCCUGCUACAGUUCCUGGCAGAUGGCGACACUCAGAAGCUGCAGACGGUGUGGCUGACGGGCAUCUGCCGCAACGAGAAGAAGGAGGUGAUGAGCAGCAAGCUGGACAUCGACAACAUGGCGGGCGUCUUCUACAUGCUGCUGGUGGCCAUGGGCCUCAGCCUGCUGGUCUUCGCCUGGGAGCACCUGCUCUACUGGAAGCUCAGACACUCGGUGCGCAAGUCGGAGCGGCUGGACUUCCUCCUGGCCAUCAGCAGGGGCAUCUACAGCUGCUUCAACGGCGUGGAGCAGGCGGAUCGCAACGGCAGCAUCCAAAGUCCUGACGUGACCACCAACUACUCUCAGGCCAACAUGCUGAAGAUGCUGAAGACAGCCAAGGACAUGGUGUCCUCCGCCAGGGUGGAGAACUCUCUGGACAGCGCCACCAAGACCCUCGAGACCUGGAGCAGGCGAGGGGCCGACAACAUGCGGGCCGGUCUCCCGCCCUGUGUGGCUGCCGCAGGCGGCGAGGUGGCCCACUGCCGCCUGCCGUACAUCUCCAGCAUCACCGACAACCACUCGCCGUACCCCCAGAGGAGCCGCACCCCCACCUUCCCCAUGCACUACGGCGACAGCGUCACACAGCCCCUUCUGGAUAAGCCCCGCGUGGUGACGCGGCCCACGCCGCUCCGCUACACGCUGCCCGCUCGCAACCACCAACACGUUUUGGAGAGGACGCUGCCCAUCUCCAGCCUCAGCACCCCUCACCUCGCCAUGACCGACACGGCGCCCACCGCCACCGCCACCCCCCACCACGGCAGCAGGCUGUAUGUGGAGAACCCGGUCCGCCACCCGGCAUCACCCUUCAUCACCUACAGAGAAAUCCAGGUACCCAACGUCUACGUGGAGCACAAAGUCCCCCUGAGGAGGAAGCUGAGCUACCCCCCCGACUGCGUGAGCCGGAAGAGGCGGAGCCACACCUACAUGUUUGACCCUGCCGACCCGAGAGCGCGAGCCGACUACGACGAACCUCGAUCCUGUUUGGCCGAGCUGAGGGCCAAUCAGCUGCUGAACAACCACGCCCCAGAUGCUGCUGCCAUGGCAACCGCCGCGGGACACUACCCCGCCGCCGCGAGCUGCAACUCGUGCAUGAAGUCCUACUUGGAGCCCGAGAUGGACGACGUGCCGCUGCUGGGGAAGGACAAGCUGAACCGCCGCGCGUCCUUCCUCAAAGCCACCUGGGGCAACGACCGCAUCCGGCAGGUAGACGAGACCAAGCCGUCCACGUCCACGUCCCCCCGCGCCGACAUGCCCGACCUGUUCCCACGCGUGGUGGUGCCCAACGCCAAGCCCCACAAGUUUUACGGCAGCCUGGGCCACAACCUGUCCUGCUACCCUCUGGCCGCCGAGCCCGCCUACUUGGACCCGGCUCACAUGGGCUCGUACCCCUACAAGCAGAAACUCAAGUACUCGGACUCCACGCGGCUGCCCUCGUACAGGGAGGCCAUGCUGCAGAACGCCGCCGCCUUGCGGCGCUCCUCAUCCACGGUGGUGCACAGACACUACUCCACCUACCUGAACUCCUACACGGACUUGCCGGUCUACAUGGGCCCGCUGGCCCAGGCGGCGCCGCACUUCUACGACGGCCCCAAAGAUGUGUGCCACUUGUUCCCGUGCACCAGCCACUGCCCGGAGCACGCCGCCAUGCUGCCUCGUGCGAGCGACAGGCCCGUGGCCUACCAGAACAGUAUGUUUGGGGCGGACAGGGAGGAGCCCGGGUCGGCGGGCAGAGAACGCAGGCAGGUUCUGGUGGCGCGCAGAGUGAACAGUCCGUUUGUGCCAAAGCCCUGGGGUAGGGUCUCCAGCCUGGAGUCGGAGGUGUGAGCCCGCCUCAUCUGGGCUCAAGCAAAAAGUGAACACCAUCAGUGUAUUUGGAGGCCGCUCUCCUUCCUCAGUGCAAUAAAACGCUGACACUGAACAUCAACAUCAAGAGACUCUUUAGAAAGCAUUUAACAAUUUAACCUCUGUCAUUUUUAAACAAGAUAUACAGUAUAUAUAUAUAUGUGUGUGUGUGUGUGUGUGUAUAUAUACAUAUACACGUACAUACACACAUACAUAUAUGUUAGCCUCUCAGUCUUAACACUUUUUUCUUGGACUUUUUUAAAAUCAACUUUUAUUUUGUCAUCACUUUAGUCUUCACAGGCAGGAGAAGGGAGCGCAUCUAAUAAUGUCAAGUGUAUUUCCAAAUGUUACACUACCCUUUAAUAAACAACAAGCUCAUCACCACUGUCUCCAUGUCCACAACUCCACAACAUCCCCGCUUUUGGCGGGGGUUCCGUUCCAGACCCGUCAGUGAAUGGCAAUAAAAAAAAUGUCUAUUUUUAACACACGGCUCGCUCCUCCCCCUCUAAACCCUCUUGCUGGCUUGACGUUGACAUUUUUCUCUGAUGUGGGAUCCACAUUUUGUUGUAAUUAUUCAAUUAGACUCCGCUCCAGAAACCCUCCCUUUCUCUCUUCAAUUGCCAUUGUUCACUCGCCACACAAUCCAGGUGUGAUCCCUAAAUAUGCCGCACACACUUGUUAAACACGUUUACAGCAUAAAAUGUAUAGCUACUCACCACUAAUCAAUUAUAAUGGCAAUAAUAACACAACAAUGGUGUGUUCAAGGACCGCCGGACAAAGGGCAAAAUCUCAAAGCUUGAGAAAAAAAGACCUAAACAUGUAAAUAUUGUGGGCUUUGUUUAAAGAUGAGUACAUGCAUGCUGGACAUUUCACCCAUUUAUAAAUUAUUACUGACUUGUGAGAUGUUUUUUUUGGUUUUUUAUACCAAAACUCUGAGAUCCGCUGUAGUUUGAAAGAAUCAGUUUUUGUUGUUCUUUAGCUACAAAAAAAAUACAAAUCUGUGAGGUGAGACCUCAUCAGCAUGAGAACAGAUGAUGAACCAUUGGAUGACUUUUGGGUGAGAAAGUUUCCCCUUCACAUCGUCUCCCAGGCACUUUUCCCCCCACAGACAAGGUGUUAGUCAUGUGUUUCAUCAAACCACCUGCAUGCCCUCACACACACACACACACACACACACACACACACACACACACACACACACACAAAGAACCUCAUUAGUUCAGUGGUGAUGUGUGGACCCCCGCUGAGCAGCUUUGAUGGAUCCUUGAACUCUUCCUGCCCUGCAGACUUGACAGCUGCAGCGUGUGGACGGAGACACAAGACCACUGGAGCGGGUGGGGGCAGUGUUACUUUAAAAAAGUAAUUAGUUACACAGCAGAACCUCAGUUAGCGCCCAUUAUGGUGCGCCCAUUUCCUCCCAAAUAUUGCACGUCCAACUGUGGUCUUCAUGUAUUUUUAUACAAAACUUCCUUAGCUUCUAACAAAGAAGCUAGCUCGCUAUGCUACAAAAUGGCAACUGUAAAUGGAAGUCAGCUACAUCGGCGGUCUAUGAUGUCAUCAGCGGCUGAUGCUCAAAAAUGUUAUAACACAACUUAAAGUGCAUAUGAAUGAUGAAUAAAAAGGACAAAUGAAGAUUUCAGCUCACUUCUACCUUCAUUGAAGACGUGAGUCUUGAUGUGGCAGCGAGACACCACACGGACACGCCUUCCCGUUUUGCCGUGACGUAUUUCUUUCUUGUUUCUCACCUUCAUUUUAAAAAAGGUGGCACUCCAUACUUUCUGUGGCUGCAUUUGUGGCAGAGCAAAGGACACUGAGGAUGCUCCUUUCCAUCACAUGGACAACCAGCAUCAUCCAAUCCACAGCAUCAUCUCCCGACAGAAGAGCCGUUUCACUGGCAGAUUACUUUCACUGCCCUGCUCAAAUGAGGCCAUUCCUGCGCGCCAUGUGACUUUUCUUUAUUAUUGAAAUUGAAGUGAUCUGUUACGUAUUUAUUUAUUCGUAUUCUAUUUUCUUAUUUUCUUAACUCUCCUGUUUUGCUUUGUUUGUUUUGUUUUUAAGUGACACGUUUAUUAGGACGCUUUUGCAGAGAUGCUGAAGUGUGAAUUUCUCUUGGAGAUAAAUGAAGUAUCUAUCUGAAGAAAUAAGUCAUGGCAAAACAGGAAGGUGGUGUCCAUGUGGCGUCUCGCUGGCACACCGUGUCUUCAGUGAAGGUAAAAGUAACGUUCAAUCUUCAUUUAUCCUUUUCAUUCAUCAUUUAUAUGUACCAUAUUUUCCACAUUAUAUGUCACACUUUUUUUCAUGGUUUGGCUGGUCCUGCGACUUGUACUCCGGAGCAACUUACAUAUCACACUGACAGCCGCAAGAGGGCGCUCUAGGCCUGUGUGCCAGUAUCAGCUACUCCUAUCAGUAUGUAUCAGCUACUCCUAUCAUUAUGUAUCAGCUACUACUAUCAUUAUGUAUCAGCUACUCCUAUCAUUAUGUAUCAGUUACUCCUAUCAUUAUGUAUCAGCUACUACUAUCAUUAUGUAUCAGCUACUCCUAUCAUUAUGUAUCAGCUACUACUAUCACUAUGUAGGUGAAAACUGCAAAGUAUUUUAUGGUUUCAGCCUCUCAUCCACACGGGAACGACCUUCUGUGUGCCCUGAAACGGCUUCCAGACUGGGAAAAUCUGAAAACGCCGGCUUGUCGUUGCCGUGUAGACAGGCAAUACGAGAGAGAUGAAGUCGCCGACCCACCGCCGCUGACAAGCCAACAUUCCGUUCUGCCUGCGUGCCUGUUAUAAAGACAAGUGAGAAAGACGGAACACAAAUACCCGCAAAAAGAAAAUCCUAUUCUGCAGAUUACAAGCUGCAAGAAAGCAGCAGAAAGAAAGUUUGGAGUGAACAAGAAACCUGUGAGGGACUGGCGAAAGUUGGUUUCGGUUACAGCGGGACCUUCUGGAACGACUUGAUGACGCUAACCAAGGUUUCACUGUAGUUACUAGUUACUUUCCCCUAAAAAGUAAUUGAAUUGGUAACAAAAGUACUCCUUGGUAAAGACACAGGGACAUCUGUGAAACACGUGGCG
This is a messenger RNA of Dunckerocampus dactyliophorus (ringed pipefish), 8449 nucleotides long. It is a transcript of the gene grin2ca, whose product is annotated as glutamate receptor, ionotropic, N-methyl D-aspartate 2Ca. Gene Ontology annotation, biological process: monoatomic ion transport; excitatory postsynaptic potential; synaptic transmission, glutamatergic. Bases 1142 to 5365 code for a protein of 1407 amino acids. The record is from RefSeq and is a predicted model, not a curated record. Lineage: Eukaryota; Metazoa; Chordata; Actinopteri; Syngnathiformes; Syngnathidae. Gene Ontology annotation, molecular function: NMDA glutamate receptor activity; transmitter-gated monoatomic ion channel activity involved in regulation of postsynaptic membrane potential. Gene Ontology annotation, cellular component: plasma membrane; NMDA selective glutamate receptor complex; postsynaptic membrane. The transcript is spliced from 14 exons.